AUGUUUAAAAGUGGUUUUAUAAAACUCAACAAAACCGAACCGGCUAAAGAAAAAGCCACCAAAACAUCCAAUGAUAGGGGUGUUGUGUAUCUUGGGCAUGUCCCCCACGGUUUUUACGAAAAUGAAAUGAAACAUUAUUUUGCACAAUUUGGUGAAGUCACCAACAUUAACAUUCCUAAAAGCAAGAAAACCGGCAAAGCACGAGGAUACGCAUUUGUUGAGUUUUUGUACCCAGAAGUUGCCAAAGUAGUUGCAGAAACCAUGAACAACUAUUUGAUGCAUAAAAAAAUUCUUGUUGCUAAAUACCUCGCACCAAACCAAGUAAAAAGUAACACAUUUUGGCGUUGCAACAAAAACAAUAUUCCUCUAACAAUAAAAAAUAGGUCGAUACAAAGAAAAGCAAUGGAAAGACCAUUAGAUCCUGCACAAGAAAAACAAAGUAAGGCUGCAUUAAAAAGACGCAUUCAAUCUUUACAAAAGAAAUUGAAAAGCAAAGGAAUUGAAUAUGAUGUACAAGUAGAAGUAUAG
Macrosiphum euphorbiae (potato aphid) is the source of this 528-nucleotide messenger RNA. The record is from the annotation of a GenBank genome assembly. Lineage: Eukaryota; Metazoa; Arthropoda; Insecta; Hemiptera; Aphididae.